Molecule: messenger RNA, 1100 nt
Organism: Polypterus senegalus (gray bichir)
Lineage: Eukaryota; Metazoa; Chordata; Cladistia; Polypteriformes; Polypteridae
Product: small integral membrane protein 10-like protein 2A
Exons: 2
Coding region: 157-357 (66 amino acids)
Source: RefSeq, a predicted model, not a curated record
UCCUGAAAGUCCGCGUCAUGUGUCUAGUUCGUUGUUGCUAAUCGGCCCGGAUACUUUUCACGUUAAAUGGCCAUCUGUGUCCAGUUCGAUAGUUGUAGUUGAGUGGGGCAAAACGGCGCCGUUUCCUCCUUCCAGUCCCACCUGGUGCGGUCCUGCAUGGCGGGUCUGAUGGAUUUGGUCGUCCGGUUUUCGGGACCUGCCGGCAGAUCGUACCGGGCGUUUUCUAAAGGGCUCACCCGCACCCUGCUUAUUUUCUUUGAGCUGGCCUGGAAACUCCGGAUCAAGUUCCCCUAUUUGUACCUCAUCGCCUCCAUGAUGUUCAACGUACGACUACAGGUUCACAUCGAAAUCCACUGACCCUCUCUGUACCCUGGAGACUGAAUGGAACCUGACAAGAGGGCAGCAGCUUUCCCGACCCCGACUGGCACUGAGGUGUGUCACGAGUGACCCUAUUACAAUCUGUGGGAGAUGACUUCAGCAUGCCAGUGGGGAAUUUUGCUUUGGUGUGGCAGGAGGUGGGCGAAGACAUCUUGACAUUUCGUGUAGAGGAUGCUGACUUGCGUUGUGCCCCCCGCUGCCUGACUUUGAGAACAGUCACGUUGAAAGCCCCCGAGGAUGUUCAGAGUCGGCGUGGGACAAAUCAACUUGACGCUUUUUUUUUGGUGUGACUUAAGGGACUUUAUCAAAGGAAACGGACAGUUAGAAUCGGAGUCGAGGGGUAAUUCGUGGAAUACAUGUGCUGCUGUGUGCUUGUGUCCCGUCAGCUCGGUGGUGCGUGCAGUGCUGUGGCCUCUGCCUGCUCCCCGUAGCCAUGAUGCAGGUGUGCAGGGAGCCCCUACCACAGUGAGUGUGCCCGCUCCCUAGUCUGUUGACUUUUGUGUUACAAUUAAAAAAGAAAAACGACAGAGGAGUGGUGUCUGCUGAAUGUUCAUCGCCUUAAUAACAAGCCUGAAAAAUGCAAGGCCUGUGUGAGUGAGCACCGAGCGCCUGGGGCUUAUGUGAAGUUCUGUCUUGAUUAUUUUGUAUUGAAGCGUGAUGCCAACUGCCAUGAUUUCUGCAUAUCUGUGUGGGACAUUUUUAAAAUUCUUGUUUGCAGAUUC